This is a messenger RNA of Lodderomyces jiufengensis, 648 nucleotides long. RefSeq names its product Mrp8p (gene MRP8). NCBI's taxonomy places the organism in Eukaryota, Fungi, Ascomycota, Pichiomycetes, Serinales, Debaryomycetaceae. The transcript has a single exon. The coding region runs from base 1 to 648 and encodes 215 amino acids. The record is from RefSeq and is a predicted model, not a curated record.
AUGUCAAACUUAGAGGAAAUUAAUAAAAAAGUUAGUGACCUUGAGUCUAUAAUUGAUAAACAGUCAAAAUUAAUAGCAAGUACUGGUCAAAAAUUAAUUGAAAUGCAAAUAAAUGAUGUUAAAUCAAGAAUGAAACAAAUCGAUUCUAAUAGUAAUAGUACAAACGCGGGAUCAAUUGAUACAGCAGAUUAUGUAAAUAAUGAUGAUAUAGUUCAAUUAGUAACUGAAUUACAAUCUCAAUUGGAUUUUUUAGAAGAUAGAACUAUACGUAGAACAUAUAAUACAUCAUUAACUUCAGAUAAAGAUAAAUUAGCUCCUUUAUCAAACAAAGAUGGUGAUUUUCCGGAAUUUGAUACUCCAAAAACAUUUGCUGAAUUUAAAAAUUUAUCUAAGGAAAAGAUAUUAGAAAUGGGAUUCUUUUAUGAAAUUAUAUUACCAACAAAAGAAGAAAUUGAUGAAGUACUUCAAAAUGAUGAUCAAUCAAAUGAAGGAAAUAAUAAUAGUAAAAAUGAUAUUAUAAAUAUUAGUAAAAAUAAAGAUAUACUGAAGAUUGAAUCAGAAUUUAAUGAUGAUCAAAUUAAUGAAAUAUUUGAUGAAUUAGCAAGAUUUUUUGGAUUGAAACUUAGAAGAGUUAGUGAUGGAUGGUAG